AACUUGACAAACCUAACCGAAUCAUGGCAACAAAACAAGAUAUACGUAUAGCCUGCGUGAUGGUUGGACUUCCUGCACGGGGGAAGACCUAUAUAUCUACCAAAAUCCGGCGCUACCUCACCUGGCUUGGCAUCAAGACACAAGUAUUCAAUGUGGGCAGUUAUCGACAACGAAUAGCAGGACUCAAUAAGCCGCACACGUUCUUCGAUGCGAACAAUUCGGACGCAAUGAACCAGCGCAAGGAAGCUGCCGAAGCUGCACUGAAGGAUAUGAUCCAAUGGUUUGACAAGGACAAGGGUGCUGUCGCUAUUUACGAUGCAACCAACGGCACGCGGGAACGCAGAGCCUGGGUGCACAAACAAUUUACGGCGCGAGGUAUAGAGGUCCUCUUUAUCGAGUCCCUUUGCGACGAUGAAAAGGUCAUUCUCGACAACAUCCGCGACGUCAAAUUGUCGUCGCCCGAUUACGAAGGAAUGAAUCCUGACGAAGCUACCAAGGACUUUGUGGAGCGUAUAGAGCAUUACAAGGAGUUCUAUGAAACGAUCACCGAGGACGACUACACGUAUAUCAAACUCGUCGAUGUUGGCAAGCAAUACAUUAUCAAUAAGGUACACGGGUACCUGGAAAGUAAAAUCGUUUAUUACUUGAUGAAUUUACAUGUCCGUCCAAAAAGGAUCUGGUUCAGUAGACACGGUGAGUCCAUGUUCAAUUUGGAGGACAAAAUUGGAGGAGAUGCUGAUCUUUCACCGCGGGGCCAAAUGUACGCCGAUUCCCUUCCAAAACUUAUCGAGAAACAUCUCGGCGACCGUCCCUUGACUGUGUGGACGUCUUCAAUGAAACGCACCAUACAAACUGCCAAGAACUUGCAGUAUCCAAAGAAACAUUGGAAGGCUUUGGAUGAGCUUAAUACGGGCGUGUGCGAUGGAAUGACCUAUCAGGAAAUCGAGGAACAAUACCCAGAGGAUUUUGCUCGUCGUGAUGAGGAUAAAUUCAAUUACCGGUACCGUGGUGGCGAGAGCUACCGAGACCUGGUACUACGACUGGAACCUGUCAUUAUGGAACUGGAACGUCACGAAAACAUUUUAAUUAUUGCUCAUCAGGCCACUAUACGAUGCAUGUAUGCAUAUUUCAUGAACCUAGAACAUGAUGAACUUCCAUAUGCACGGAUUCCACUUCACACCGUCAUUGAGCUCGUUCCUCGGGCGUAUGGCUGCGAAGAAAAACUUUACAAAGUCGACAUCGAAGCUGUAGAUACAUACCGACCAAAGGUUCCUCCUCGCGCAGCAAAAGACAUGAAAGAACCCGAAACAAGUAGAAUUGGAGCGAGUGGUGAAAUCGCUGAUAUAUCUUUACCUGUCCUCCCCUUAUAAGACUCUUUUUCUCCGUCCUCUCGCUCACCACGUUAUACCCGAUACGUAAAAUGUAGACCUUACUCUUAUUAUAUUUAUAAAACGAAAGAUAAAGA
This is a messenger RNA of Zychaea mexicana, 1465 nucleotides long. Its product is annotated as 6-phosphofructo-2-kinase-domain-containing protein. Gene Ontology annotation, molecular function: fructose-2,6-bisphosphate 2-phosphatase activity; 6-phosphofructo-2-kinase activity; ATP binding. The coding region runs from base 24 to 1370 and encodes 448 amino acids. The record is from RefSeq and is a predicted model, not a curated record. The transcript is spliced from 8 exons. Lineage: Eukaryota; Fungi; Mucoromycota; Mucoromycetes; Mucorales; Lichtheimiaceae. Gene Ontology annotation, cellular component: cytosol. Gene Ontology annotation, biological process: fructose 2,6-bisphosphate metabolic process; fructose metabolic process.